AUGACGAAUACGUCGGCUCCGCCUUCGGAGCACUCCCUCGAGUCCGAGCCAGUCGACCUAGGAUCGACACCCCAGUCUCUCGCACGCGCCGUCCACGCCAGACGAGCCGAAUAUGUCCGUCCGCACAAGAUACGAGUCAAGAUUGGCACGUGGAACGUUGCCGCCUGCACCGGCACGGAUAAGGACCUGGCGAGCUGGCUGGUCGCCGGCGGUGGCCUCGACAAGAGCUUCGCACAGAUGGACCUCUCGCGCAACACCGCAGUCGAGCACAGAAGGUUGGAGUCGGCAGACGAAGAUGCAGACUCGGUGCACUUGAUUGGCGGCAACGAGAUCGGCCUCUACGUACUGGGUCUGCAGGAGGUCGUGGAUCUUAGCCUUACGAGGGACUACGUGAACCGCACCGUCUACACGGACAAUUCGCCCAUGGACCGCUGGCAGGCCGCAAUCGAAGCAGCCCUGCCCCCGGGAUACGAACGAAUUGCCGCCGAGCAGAUGACCGGGCUUCUCCUGCUCAUAUACGCAUCCCCCGAAAUUGCGCCCACGAUUACCAAUGUCAGCACCAAACAGGUUGGGACUGGAGUGCUGGGGUAUUUCGGCAACAAAGGCGCCGUCACCACCAGGAUUGUCCUUGGAGAGACAACUCGGAUGGUGUUCGUCAACUGCCACUUGGCAAGUGGUGCCGGCCCAUCGUAUCUCGACCGUCGGUGCUGGGACGUGGGCCAGAUCCUUUCCAAGACCCAGUUCGACCCGGUGGUGCAUUCCGGCGUGGCCGAGGACGACGGCGAGAAGAUCGGGGACGAAGACUUUGCCUUUUGGUUUGGGGACCUCAACUUCCGCCUCGACGGGCUGCCGGGAGAAGACAUCAGGAGGCUGCUGACUCUGCAUACUCGAGGCGAGUACGACUUGACCAGCGGCAAGCCUCCCGCACCGCUGGAGGGCGAGGGCGUUAUCGUCAUGAAGAACUCGGACAGUGAUGACGACGACACCACGAUACCUGCGUCCGUCCACUCGGCGGAGCAGAGCUUCGACUCGGAGACAUCCCUCCCUGACCCCGACGAUUUCCCCGAGGAUCCAAGCCAGGAUCCGACGUCGCUGCAAGCAACACUCGACUCUCUGCUACCACAUGAUCAGCUCCGGCGGGUCAUUGCGCAACGCAAGGCCUUUGAAGACGGAUGGAGAGAGGGUCCCAUAACAUUCCUUCCUUCCUACAAAUACGAUGUCGGGACCGUUGGCCUGUUUGACUCUAGUGAAAAGCGACGCUCUCCAAGCUGGUGCGAUCGUAUCCUGUAUCGCACUCGCAGGGAUAAAACGGAUCACGACAAGCGCAUGGAGGAAGAAAAGGCUGCCAAGCAAAAAGACGAGGAGAUGAAGUCGCGGGGACUGGAGGAAGAUGACGACGUUCUGUUCAGCUACGAUCCAGACACAGACGCCGACGACCAGGGUGCCGGAAACCCCGGCCUGGACUAUGACGAGUACGACGAGGCGGCUGACAACCAGGAUCAAGCUGGCGAAGUCAUGACAAAGGAGGGCUAUGUGGAUCGCAUCAGCCAAGACAUUUAUACGUCGCACCAGCGCAUCACAUCCUCCGACCACAAGCCCAUAAUAUCCGUUUUCACGCUAGAGUACGACGCUGUUGUGCCAGAGCUCAAGGCAAGAGUGCACGCUGAAGUGGCCCGCGAACUUGACCGAGCAGAAAACGAGGGCCGACCCGGGAUCACCGUCGUUGUCGAAGGCAACAAAGAUAGCGACAAUGCCGUCGACUUUGGCGACGUCGCCUUCUUGGAGCGAAAAAAUGCCAUUGUGACGAUUGCCAACACCAGCGGUGUACCGGCGACCUUUUCCUUCGUGGAAACGCCAACCACGGAGGAGGGCGAAUGCGCAUGCUUGUCUUGGCUGAAAACCUCCUUCAUCCGACCGGAUGAAGAAAUGAACGAUAAGUUGGGACGGACAGUGACAUUGGAGCCCGGAGAAACGGUCCUCGCACACAUUGAAGCCCACGUGUCAACCAUUUCCCACCUCAGAUCGCUCAAUGAUGGGCAGGCCAAGAUCGAGGAUGUGCUGGUGCUUCGGGUCGAGGACGGCCGGGACCACUUCAUACCUGUUCGUGGCACAUGGCUUCCUACCUGUUUCGGAAGAUCUAUCGACGAGCUGAUUCGUGUCCCGGAUGGAGGCAUCAGGAAGUUCGUGUCUGAUAGGGGUAUCACGGGCGCCAUCCCGUACGAUUCGGAUGUCCAUUGCUCGGCGCCCAAGGAGCUUUUCAAGCUGACCGAGGCGAUCCAAACUCUGGCAGAGCGGUGUGUUGCCGACGAGGCUAUGCUGGAGGACAUGAAGCUGCCGCAGGAUCCAGGGUGGCCCCUUGACGCAUCGACGUGGUCCGCCGGAUUGAUGGAGCAAGAUGCGAUCAAGGCCGGGAUCGUGGCUGCCCUGGAUACGGAUGUGUCCAUCUUCGAAGCAAUGCCUGUGGAGCUUUCGUCGGCGCACAAGUUGGAGCUACUGUCGGCCGUGCUACUUCUCUUCCUGGCCUCGCUCGUCGACGGGCUUGUGCCACCACACCUUUGGGCAAAGCUUUCAACAUGCCUCCCGAGCCUUACCUCGCUGCCUGCAACAGCUUGGCCUGACGUUAAGAACCAGGUACUGGACGUUCUGUCGACUGCUCCCAACCACAACAUUGCGUUCGUCUUCCUUACCUCGACGGUGUCGCGGAUCGCAUCCGAACUCAGCUCGGCCAUGACCGCCGACUCGUCGCCGAGCCUCAGCCGGCGUCUUAGCUUUCGCAAAAGUGACGGCGACGGCACAAGGCGACGACGUAUUCGAGAAAAGCGAUAUGCAGAAAUCAUAGGCCCGCUCGCCUUUCGAGGCAACGAAAAGGACCGCGGCAUGAAAGAAAAGGAGCGCAUCGUCAUCGAAAUGUUUCUCAGACGGGAAGCUGACGGCUAG
This is a messenger RNA of Purpureocillium lilacinum, 2937 nucleotides long. RefSeq lists its product as uncharacterized. Gene Ontology annotation, biological process: phosphatidylinositol dephosphorylation. Lineage: Eukaryota; Fungi; Ascomycota; Sordariomycetes; Hypocreales; Ophiocordycipitaceae. Gene Ontology annotation, molecular function: phosphatidylinositol-4,5-bisphosphate 5-phosphatase activity. The record is from RefSeq and is a predicted model, not a curated record.